GUCGUCCGUCACAAACAACAAAAGAAGAAAAGCAAUCAAAACAACGAGGUAGAAAAACUAAACUAAAAAACGAGAUUCACUCUACUCAUACACAAGAUACAACCAGAAGAAAUACAAAAACGAAAAUAAUACAGAAAAAAAUCAAGAAAAAAUAAUUGUGGAAGUUUUGCACCAAGAACUAUACAUAAGAAAAUCUUCUUUGAGUAUUGUAAGAAAAUUGCAUUCAUUAUUAAUUUCUGUUACAAAGAAUAUAAAACGCAAUUCCUUUUGGUCGAGUAACCAGCGAGAACGCAUUGUGUCACAAGGGAAGCAGGCAGAAAAAGAAAAUUAAACAAAAAUAAAGCAAAAAAGAAGAAAAACAAAACGCCAUUCAAGUGUGAGUAGCAAAGAAAAUGGAAAUUGAGCCAGAUCAAUCGAUGGAAGCUAUGGACAUACAAGAAAUCGAUUCUUUACCCGGUGCUGAGUUACAUCAACAACAGCAUCUUCAGAAAUUACAUUUGCCACCCACGGCGGGCGGUCAACAACAAUUGCCCAAUGAGAAUGGUAAUGUACCACCCCAGCAGCUAUUAGCCGACUCUGGUUCACCCUAUACAAACGAGCAAGAAAUGACAGCGCUCGACGACGGUCCCAAAGAGGACGAAUUCCGUUCGGAAGCCACCUUCUCGUAUACGGUGGAAAAAAUUGCCCAACUCAAGACACAACAGCUAUCGCCACCUGUGUAUGUGCGCAUGUUACCCUGGAAAAUCAUGGUCAUACCCAAUGAGCGGGCUCUAGGCUUCUUUCUACAGUGUAAUGGUGAAAAUGAUUCACCCUCGUGGUCUUGCAAUGCCAUUGCCGAUCUGCGUUUGAAGAGUCAUAAGCCGGGUGCUAAACCCUUCUCACGUAUGCGCAUCAAACAUCUGUUCUAUGCCAAGGAGAAUGACUACGGUUAUUCGAAUUUCAUUACCUGGCAAGAACUGCAAGAUCCUGAAAAUUGUUACAUCCACAAUGGCGCCAUUACUUUAGAAGUAUUUGUUCACGCCGAUGCUCCUCAUGGUGUUCUCUGGGAUUCUAAGAAACAUACGGGCUAUGUGGGUCUCAAGAAUCAAGGCGCCACCUGUUACAUGAAUUCCCUCCUACAGACUCUAUACUUCACCAAUCAACUACGUAGAGCCGUCUACAAAAUACCCACUGAGGCAGACGAUAGCACCAAAUCGGUAGGUCUUUCACUGCAGCGCGUUUUCCAUGAACUACAAUUCAGUGAUAAACCAGUCGGCACCAAAAAACUAACAAAGUCUUUUGGUUGGGAAACACUCGAUUCGUUUAUGCAACACGAUGUUCAAGAAUUUCUACGUGUUCUACUCGAUAAGUUGGAGUCGAAGAUGAAGGGCACCAAUUUAGAAGGUACCAUUCCGGGUUUGUUCGAAGGCAAAAUGUCUUCGUACAUCAAGUGUAAGAAUGUCGAUUAUAAUAGUACUCGCUACGAAACAUUCUACGAUAUACAAUUGAAUAUUAAGGAUAAAAAGGAUAUUUAUGAAUCAUUUCAAGAUUAUAUAACACCAGAAACAUUGGAGGGAGAUAAUAAAUAUGAUGCCGGCGUUCAUGGUUUACAGGAAGCCAACAAGGGUGUACAUUUCACUUCAUUCCCGCCAGUUUUACACUUGCAUUUAAUGCGUUUUCAAUACGAUCCCGUUACCGAUAGUUCGAUUAAAUAUAACGAUCGCUUUCAAUUCUAUGAACAAAUCGAUCUUGAUCGUUUUCUCGAGAAAGAAGGCGAUACUAAGGCAGAAUACAUAUUACAUGCUGUUUUAGUGCAUUCGGGUGAUAAUCAUGGAGGUCACUAUGUUGUCUUUAUUAAUCCCAAAUGUGAUGGUAAAUGGUAUAAGUUUGAUGAUGUGGUAUGCAGCUGUAGGAAAAAUGAAGCAAUCGAAAUGAAUUAUGGUGGAAUGGAUGAGGAAGUAUCGUUCCAUGCUAAAUGUAGCAAUGCUUAUAUGUUGGUCUACAUACGAAAGUCGGAAAUUGAACGUGUACUCAGCGAUAUACCGGAACAUGAUAUACCCAGUGAACUAGUCGAACGUUUGGAUUUGGAGAAACGCAUUGAGAUGGCACGGCGCAAAGAACGCAGCGAGGCUAAUUUGUAUGUAUCCAUACAUGUAAUACUGGAGGAGUAUUUUGAGGCCCAGCAAAAGCGACGUCUCUUUGACUUGGACAAGGUGCACCAGCGAUUAUUCAAAAUGAAACAGACCCAGACUAUUGAGGAAAUGAUGGAUCAAUUUGUUAGAUCAUUUUGUGUACCUAAGGAACGCAUGCGUGUUUGGAUAAUGUACGUUACACAAACACAAAAGUUUCUUUAUUUCGAUUUCCAGCGAGAGGGUAAUCGCUCGAUUGAACAAAUCGCUAGUUCACAGAAACCCUGGGUUAUAUUUUUGGAAUUGGCUCCACCCGAUAAGCCAAGUCGUGCACUGCCGACAUUUGAUCCCAAAAAAGAAGUUUUAAUCUUUUUCAAGUAUUAUGAUGCCCGCAACAAGCGACUCAACUAUAUAGGUUGUUCUCAGCAGCCAUUGGGCAAGCGGCUAGUUGAACUAGUGCCCGAUAUUAACACACACUUGGGCUUUGAGCGCGACACCGAAUUGACUGUAUUUGAUGAGUGUAACGAUCAAAAGAUCACCAAUUUGAAUGAAUCGUUAGAGACCGUUUUGUGUUUACAUCCCGACAACGCUGAUCGCGGCAGUCUCCAGGGUUAUAUUUUGAUUUUCGAAAAGGAACAUAUUGAUCCGAAAUUGGAAUUACCCACGGUCAUUGAUUUUAACGAUUUGGUGUAUCGAGUGGAAAUAACAUUCUGCGACAAAACCAAUCCAAACGAACCGGAAAUUGUGCUAGAGCUUUCGAAUCGUUAUACAUACGAUCAAAUGGCACAAGCUGUGGCCGAGCGUUUAAAUACAGAUCCAAAUAAAUUGCAGUUCUUUACUUGUACCGGUAGCUACAAGGAUCAACCAGGCACUGCGAUUCAAUAUAACCAGAAAGGUUGUCUUAAAGAUAUGUUAGUGUCCACUAAGCAAAGCAAUACCAAAAAGCUUUUCUAUCAAAGACUGUCGCUCAGCAUCCAUGAACUUGACAAUAAGAAACAAUUCAAAUGCAUUUGGGUUUCAAAUGACCUUAAGGAGGAAAAAGAAUUGGUAUUGUAUCCCAAUAAAAACGAUACAGUUAAGGUUUUGGAUGAAGCCGCCAAGAAGAUACAAUUCUCCGAGAACAGCUCAAAGAAGUUGCGUCUUUUGAAGGUGAAUAAUCACAAGAUUUCUACGAUUUUCAAAGAGGACAUACCGCUUGAAUCUCUGCAAAAGACCACUGAACCCAUAACACCUCAGAGUACUCAAAAGACGUUCCGUAUUGAAGAAGUGCCUCUUGAAGAUAUACAGCUGGCUGAAAAUGAAAUACUUAUACCGGUUGCUCACUACAGCAAAGAAAUCUUUAGUGUUUUCGGUGUGCCAUUCCUAAUUAAGGCGCGGCAAGGUGAACCCUACGGAGCCCUGAAGCAACGCAUACAGAAACGCCUCAAUGUGCCCGACAAGGAAUGG
Molecule: messenger RNA, 3554 nt
Organism: Lucilia sericata (common green bottle fly)
Lineage: Eukaryota; Metazoa; Arthropoda; Insecta; Diptera; Calliphoridae
Product: ubiquitin carboxyl-terminal hydrolase 7-like
Biological process (GO): protein deubiquitination; regulation of protein stability
Cellular component (GO): cytosol; nucleus
Molecular function (GO): cysteine-type endopeptidase activity; protein binding; cysteine-type deubiquitinase activity
Source: RefSeq, a predicted model, not a curated record